This is a messenger RNA of Drosophila biarmipes, 604 nucleotides long. RefSeq lists its product as uncharacterized. The record is from RefSeq and is a predicted model, not a curated record. The transcript has 2 exons. The coding region runs from base 1 to 513 and encodes 170 amino acids. NCBI's taxonomy places the organism in Eukaryota, Metazoa, Arthropoda, Insecta, Diptera, Drosophilidae.
AUGGUCAAAGUUCUUGGUCUGGUGGUGGCUCUACUGGCCCUGUUCCCGGUGGCUCUUGCCAAUCCAGAAGACUUUGAUACCGAGCACACCUGGGUGGCUGGCAAUCUCUCGCUGCCCUUUCCCGCGAGCGCUGUACUGGGUGGCGUCUCAACCAAGGGAUAUUACGUAUACGUAGGACGCGUUAAGUACGCCGGCGUGUUCCCCGUCCAGGUGGUGGCAGAGACCGGUUGGAUCACGUGGCACAACGGCACCUAUGCCUAUCAAGGUACCAAGUUCUACGACAUCUUGACGUCGAGCAACUCCUCCUUGGUGUGGAUAACCAGCCACGAUGGGAAGUACGAGAGGGGCUUGGUAGCCGCUGGAACCUCGACCAUUGACGAGCCGGUUUACGUCUGCCGUGCUAUAACGCCUGUUGGCCAGCUCCCUGGAACCCUGAUUCUCGGCUCUAAGGCCUGCUUCGUGGCAGGCAGCACGGCCAAGUAUGACAAGUACGAGGUUCUCGUGGCCCGUUAAAACUAUAAACGCUCGGCUCAAAGAAAAUAACUAAAUUGAUAUUCAGCAACAGUUUUAAUAUACAUAUUAAACGAUUCGGGUAUCAGCAAAA